Gasterosteus aculeatus aculeatus (three-spined stickleback) is the source of this 7986-nucleotide messenger RNA. RefSeq names its product neuropilin-2. Gene Ontology annotation, cellular component: glutamatergic synapse; axon; postsynaptic membrane. The record is from RefSeq and is a predicted model, not a curated record. Gene Ontology annotation, biological process: angiogenesis; axon guidance; vascular endothelial growth factor signaling pathway. NCBI's taxonomy places the organism in Eukaryota, Metazoa, Chordata, Actinopteri, Perciformes, Gasterosteidae. Gene Ontology annotation, molecular function: vascular endothelial growth factor receptor activity; semaphorin receptor activity.
GCUGGAUAUCGGUAGGAGCGCACUGCCGGAGCCGCCGAGCGAGCGAGAGCGAGAGGGGGAGAGAGGGAAGGGGAGAGAGAGAGACCUCUGCUUGAACGUGAAGGAGAGAGAGAGAGAGAGAGAGGGGGGAGCCGGCAUAGAGGAGCGUGCUUCAGCGGACAGACGCGCAGUUUGCAGGAGGAGGAGAGCGGAGAGAGCUGCCGGUUUUAUUUUCUCCGGAUCACUUUUACGCACGCACAACGGAGCGGUCUCCUCCAGGAACGGACUGCUAUCGAAACAGUUGCUUAGGAGGAUAAUCGAUGGGGAAAUGCAUUUGUACUUUCCCAAUCACAUGUGAUUUUACCAAGUAAUCGCUGACUUGGGAGAGAGAAACAGAGCAUAAGAUUUUUGGAUAUUUUAUCGAGACGAAGAGGAAACGCGCUGUAGAGCGAAUUACUUUUUUCAGUUAUUUUGGUAAAAAAAAAAAGGUUUUAACCCGUGAUUUGUACUCAUUCAAAUACAAUUCAAAUUGUGUCUUUUUGCACUUUCUUCUUUUGGAGGUUUUUAUUCCCACGCGCGGUGGGACUGGCAGGGAGAGACUGAGCUGCCGUACACGCGCAUCCCCGAUGGAUCGUGAGGCUUUCAAGAUGCGUUUACAGUAGAUUUUGCAAAAUAAGUUUUCACAUGUGUUAAGAAGAAGCGCACGUUGACAACCCCCCCGUACACACAUUAGCGUUUAACCUGCGCAAUAUUCUUGCAGAGGGAACGCAACCUGAAUUUUGGGCACUGCUUGUGUUGCGCUUCAAAAAUAAAAAAAACUACUGGAAAGGAAAACGAAAUAACGACUCUGUAAAGCAGCCCUGUCUCCGAUUCACGGACUAAGACCACGGAGGAGGAGAAGAGGUGUUUUUUGUCCACAUCUGAGCGGAAACAUGGAUUUAUUCAUAAGCCUUUGUGGAUGUUUACUGGCCGUUUUCUUGCCUUCAGCGGUCAGAGCAGAGGAAGGAGCGUCCGAGCCGUGCGGCGGCUACUUGGACGCCAGCGACGCCGGCUACAUCACCACGCCCGGCUACCCGCUGGAGUACCCGCCUCACCAGAGCUGCCGCUGGGUCAUCACCGCGCCGGAGCCGUCGCAGCGCAUCGUCCUCAACUUCAACCCGCACUUUGAGAUAGAGAAACUGGACUGCAGGUACGACUAUGUAGAGAUCCAUGACGGGAACUCAGAGUCGGCCGACCUGCUGGGGAAGCACUGCAGCAACAUCGCCCCCGCGCCAAUCAUAUCGUCGGGACCCGCCCUCCACAUCAAGUUCGUGUCGGACUACGCCCACCAGGGGGCCGGCUUUUCACUGCGCUACGAAGUCUUCAAAACCGGCUCGGACUGCUCCCGUAACUUCACCAGUCCCACCGGCCUCAUCGAGUCCCCGGGCUUCCCCGACAAGUACCCCCACAACCUGGAGUGCUCCUUCAUCGUCAUCGUCCCCCCCAGCAUGGACGUGACCCUGGCCUUCCUCACCUUUGACCUGGAGAACGACCCCCUGCCGGGCGGGGAGGGGGACUGCAAGUACGACUGGCUGGAAGUGUGGGACGGGCUCCCGGGAGUGGGCCCUCUGAUUGGUCGGUACUGCGGGACCAGGGUGCCCCCCGAGAUCCAAUCGUCUACCGGGAUUCUCUCCCUGUCCUUCCACACGGACAUGGCCGUGGCCAAAGACGGCUUCUCGGCUCGCUACAACAUGACGCACAAGGAAGUCAGUGAGACUUUCCACUGUAGUAAUGCCUUCGGCAUGGAGUCAGGGAAGAUCACAGAUGACCAGAUCACGGCCUCGUCGAGUUUCUACGAUGAACACUGGUUGCCACGACAGGCACGACUCAAUUACCAUGACAACGGAUGGACUCCCAACGAAGACAGCAACAAGGAAUUUGUGCAGGUGGACCUCCACACUCUGAAGGUACUCACCGGCAUCGCCACCCAGGGCGCCGUUUCGAAGGAAACUCAAAAGACUUACCACGUCACCACCUUCAAGCUGGAGGUCAGCACCAACGGAGAGGACUGGAUGGUCUACAGACACGGCAAGAAUCACAAGGUUUUCCACGCCAACACCGACGCCACGGAAGUGGUUCUCAACCGGAUCCCGCAGCCCGUCCUCGCCCGCUUCGUGAGGGUCCGCCCUCAGACCUGGAAGAACGGCAUCGCGCUGCGGUUCGAGCUCUACGGCUGUCAGAUCACCGAUGCACCCUGCUCGGAGCUGCAAGGCAUGCUGUCUGGGCUGCUUCCAGACUCCCAGAUCUCCGCCUCGUCCAUGAGAGACAUCCACGGCUCCAUGGGGGCCGCCAGGCUGGUGGCCAGUCGGUCCGGCUGGUUUCCCAACCCGACACAACCCAUCGCCGGGGAGGAGUGGCUUCAGACGGACCUCGGCGUGCCCAAGAUGGUGCGGGGCAUCAUUACCCAGGGUGCACGAGGGCUGGAGGGCAGCACCAGCGCCGAGAACAAAGCGUUCGUCAGGAAGUACAAGCUGGCGCACAGUUUGACCGGCAAGGACUGGACUCACAUCACUGACGGCAAGACGGGGUUGGCCAAGAUCUUCGAGGGGAACGGGAACUACGACACUCCUGAGGUGCGCCGCUUCGACGAGAUCGUGGCUCAGUACAUCCGGGUGUUUCCGGAGAGGUGGUCCCCUGCUGGGAUCGGCAUGAGGAUGGAGGUCCUCGGCUGCGACUUGCCCGAAACCACCACCCUACCCGACACUGUGACCCCCACCCUGCCGAGAGUGGAACAGACCUCUGCUGCGAUGAGACCCGCCACCACCCCGUCGCUGUCGGCUGUGUGCGACUUUGAGCAGAGCCUGUGCGGCUGGUCGGCCGACCCCCAGUCGGGCGUGAGCUGGUCCCUGCACACGGCCAGCAGCGGGUCCCCCGGACACGGCUCCCACGGGACGAGGCAGGACCUGGCGCUCGGAUCGGACAGUUUCUCGGGGAACUACCUCUACCUGGACGGGGGCGCCCACACCCAGCGCAAGCGAGCCCGGCUCCUGAGUCCCGAGGUGGGGCCGGAGCGGGGCCCGCUGUGCCUCGUCUUCUACUACCAGCUGCAGGGGGAGGCGCUGGGGAGCCUGAGGGUGCUGCUGAGGGACAGCGACCAGGACGAGACGCUGCUCUGGGCCCUGAAGGGGGACCAGGGGCCCCACUGGAGGGAGGGCCGCACCAUCCUGCCCCAGAGCCCCAGAGAGUAUCAGGUGGCGUUCGAGGGCUUUUUCGACCACCCGACCAGAGGCCACAUCAGGAUAGACAACAUCCACAUGAGCAACAGUGUCGAGCUGUCGGAGUGCACGCAGCCUUUCCCCGCCUUAACUCCUGGCAUAACCAGGGGAGCCAUGUCUGGAUUGGAGCCCACAGUAGACACAGUGGCGGUGCAGCCCCUCCCGGCCUACUGGUACUAUGUCUUGGCGGGAUGCGCUGCCCUCUUGCUGCUUGUCACUGUAACGGUGGUGGUGACGCUGUGCUGCCAUCGGUACCACUGGGCGCCCAAGAAGACCAGCGCUGGUCAUCACCAUUCAGUGAUGUACCACAACGGCCAGCACCCAAAUCAGCCGAGCCACCAAAACUGCUACCAGAACCAAAACCUGAGCUAUAAUCUGAUCCAGAGCCCCAACCAAAACAACCUGCGCCCAGUGACUGGGCCGAGUCUCGACCCCAUGCUCACCAUCCGGUUGGAGAAAGAUGACAGCUAUGAUUCCCGGUGUUGAAAACAACUGGACUUUAUGUGAAUGAUAUCCUUUUAUUAGAAUGCUUUGUUCAAAUGAAGCCAUUUCGGGGUGUGAAAACUCCCCGAAAUUCAUGAUCAACAGCAGUGUUCCGCAUGAUGAGAAUCAACAUAGAAGAGAAGCUGCAGCCCUUGUUGCUGAUGCGGAUCUAGUUAACCGAUCGGCAUGCACCUUUGCUAAACUUCCUGGAGGGCUGCCGCUGGCAGAGCGAACUUGUGAAAGCUUUCCCUUUGCUGGGGGGGGGGGGAGUCGAUGGAAGAACUUUAAUUGAUGAACUUAUAGCUGCACCUCAAACCUGGAUGUAAAAGACUGUGGACAAAGAAUACGUACAUUCAGUGUACACGGCUUGUACAAAAAUGUCAGAGCAGGAAAAUGCCUGUCUGCCCUGCUCUGAUCUGCCGCUUGGACACUGCCUGCCCCCCGAGAAAGAGGGGGUUCCCACCCAGGUACGGGGGGGGGGGGUGGAAGUCACAAUGCGAGCUGCAUAAAGAAGUGGGUCCGUUUCUCUGGGUCUGAAUAGAGCUGCUGUUUGUUUGUGCACACUAGCCUUCGAGAGAAGAGGCGUGGGGAGACGGAUGGACGGCUGCACAUCCAGCGUGGGGGUGUUUGGGGGGGUGGGAGGAUGUCCUUGGGUCCGUGUGUCAGGUUUACACAGGAUGAGAUGGCUGCAGACCUACCAACAAACACUGGAAGGCUCCAGAGUCUCGUACACAUUUGCACGGACACUUGCAGCUUGUAGUUGAGUCUCGCGCGUCGCCCCGAGUGCAUUUUUCAACAAAAAAAAAAAAGAAACAUCCUGAUAUGCCUUUCUUAAAAUGUGCUUUAAAACUCUUACCUCUUGGCCUCCAGAACGAGGCGGCGCCUCAGCGUGGAAUCGGAGCGCGAACGGACUCAAUGCGGUUUUGCCUUGAUCUUAUAAAUAAUCCAAUGCCUGUGUUUUACUGUUCAAACGGAGCAUCGUCACGUCCUGCACUCAGACCGGGUGAAUGAAACAAAUCAAAGAGAAUCUAAAGUGGCACUUUUCAUUUAAGUCUGUGAAAGUUCAAAUCUUUUCUGUGUGUUAAGCUCAUGACGAAUCAGUGAUCCCAAUGUUUCGCAUAUUAGACCAUGUGGUCCGCCUGGCUGCUGAGUUUGGCUUCUACUCAACAGCUGGAGACCAAAGAAAUGCUGUAGGAUGGAGCGUCUUUCGCUUUUAGGGAAAUAAAACACUGAUCCAGGAUCACUGGCCAUUUAUCUUUACCAUUUCAUUUUCUCAGAACUGAUUCCAGUGCAGCUCCACCGUCAAACCCCUCACACACAUUUAUUUUCUUCUUAGUCACCCGUCAUCAAUCAUGUGCUUUUAUAUUGGCACGGAUGAGUUUCCGACGCGAUUACGAUGUUUUGCGAUGUUCAUAGUGACACUUUUCUGCUCCUUGGUGAAGUAUUUCAUGAUUUGUGACAAUUUGUUGACGUGUACUGUGAAUCUUAAUAGAAACAAUACGUUGAGUAUGUAGGUUGUGAAUUGAAUAUGCCUUCAUUCUUUGCACCACAUGUUACACGACGCCUCCGUGUGCUUCUGAUGUAUGAUGGUUAUACAGUGUUUAUUUUUUCGUUUUAAAGCAACAGUUUUGUGGAUCGUGUUCACCCAAAUUAUCUUAACGGGUUGAAACCAAUUUGCAACAGCGAACGUUUGUUCCUCUUUUAAAGUGUCUAUUAUAUCAUGAUGAAAUUGCACCAAAUGGCUCCUGCACCAUUUUGUCUUUUUUUUUUAAUCAAAAUCUGCUCGUUCCUACUGUACCCCUCAUUGCAAAUCCCCCCAGUAAAAAAAAAAACCCAAACAAACAAAAAAAUACAGGAGAUAAAUGAGUGGCAGAAAAGAAGGAGAGCAAACUCUCUCAGAGGAGCGGGGCCCAUUAAGCGAGGCCCCCGUUCCCUCCGAAGGAUGCGCCCAGAGAGGGAGGAAGAUGAAAGAAGCUCCCCACACUUUCUAAAGAUAGAUUUUCUUUCCGCUCGGAGAGGACGGCUGACAGGGAGGCAGGUUGGAGUGUUUUUUUUGGGAUUGAAGGAGGAGGGCAGGUUGUUUUCAAACACAAAAGCAGAUGAAAGAAGUCUUUUGGCGCGAUGGACAGUUUGACGCUGCACGUCACGCCACCGCGCAAACACAAAUUCCGUCAAAUUGAGUCUCGUAGAACGUAGAAAGUAUUUUCGGUAUAUUAUGCCUUCAUGUCCAUUUCAAUCGACUUGGUUGCGUGAUUUACGCAUCAUGUGACUCACUGUAGCGGCCCUGCGCCCUGGGCCCUGUGACCCAAUCAAUGAAGGUCCCAAAUUCAAACAGAUAAAUGAUAUACGUCUGUAUUUAUGUUGUGCCACCCGUGCAUUUUUCUCUCUUCCAUUCUCUCUGUCAAACUUUUUGCAAGAUUUGGAAAAAGGGCUGGCGUCUCUUCACUCAGCGCUUUAAACCCCCCCCCCCCCCUCCACCCUCCUCCCUCCCCUUCUCCAUCACAGACGACUUUGAAGGCCUUUAAUAUUUCUAAUUAGUUAAUGGAGCUUAUUGCGUUCAUAAAAGCCUGCGGUAAGCAUUUUCUAGCCUCGGGCCUUUUCCUUUCUCCCCCUUUCUGCCUCCCCCCCCCCCUUCUCCGCUCCUGGAGAAAUAUUACGAGGGGAAGCACUCUAACGCCGGCACGGCGCGCGGUGCCAAAGAGCCAUCCAUGUCUUUUCCAGAGUUUAAAAAAAAAAAAUUCUCUUUUCUUCUCUUUGCUAAUUGGAGAGUGGAGAUAAAAUGGGGCUACGGGGAGUUUUUAAAUCUCCCCUCAGAUCCGCGCGGUGAUUCUUCUCCGGGAUCCCGGCCUGCAGGCUGAAGACAGGAGGGGAGACCGAUUGGAUCCCUGUGAUUGACUAACACACAAACUGGGAUUAGCCAUGUUCAGCUCAGCAGAUGUUUUAGGGCAAACUGCCCGUUCUGCCCAGCAACAGGAUUUAUUUAUUCUUCAAUGUGGAGAAACAUCCGACCGCAUUAUUUCCGUGUGACGGCGUUUCAGACAGACAUUUGUUUUCCGGGCUCGCAUGCUUUGAGACGUCUUUUAACCGCCUGUAUUUGCUUUGUUUUUAAUCCUCUCUGUUUUUGGUGAAGUGAAAUCACAUGUUAGGGCGGUUUUUUCGAGGGGGGGGGGAACCGAAGUCGAUGAUGUCAUUUUGAAUCAAAUGAAUCGAUAAUGUUGUUGUUGUUCUUUGAUUUGGUUGUUUUUUUGUGUACUGAUCAGACAGAUGUUUCCUUGUGUAACUGCCUUUCUGGAACAUGGCCUCAUCAAGCCAUCGGCUUGGACUGAAACUGCGACUAGUUUAGACUCAACGAAACCGGCCUUGAGGUAGAAAAGUGCUCGGAUGUUCAUCCACCUCACGGAUGUGUUUGCUCCUGUGCACUUUCUCUGCCUCGAUGAAACAGAGACGUCAACUUAAUGAUCGUCUGGCGCGCGCCGCAUUUCACUGUCGAGCACUUGAAACAAAUUAGAUAUUGAACCGCGGAGGAAUAAACAAAACCCAGGUGCACGUGUACUCAGUCCCAUAAUCAAAUAAUUAAAUAAGCAAACUCAACAUCGGUGAAUGAAUACGCUCCAUUCAGCAUUGAGUUCAUUGGUUGCUGUAAUUUCUUUGGUUUAUUAUCUAAUUGGGUUUGGAAGCCAACUUUGGAUCAAUUCUAAACACAAAGAUUUGAUUGACUCACUUUAGAAUUACCUCAUAUUUAAUACAUGAGCAAAUCUCUUUAUUUCACAGAUAGCAGCUCUCAUUUAAAAGUAUUCGCCUCCUUACUAUCAUUUACAGGCUGAAGAGUGUUGGGUGUUAAUAAAGGCCGUAUCGUCCGGCUGCCACAUGUUAAAAUUGUCUCAUAGAAACGAAGGACCUUAUCUAACUGAGGAAAUGAGGCCGCGCAUCAUUUUUCAUAUCAACUAAAUUAGUUUUUCACCUCACGUCCUUUAAAUAUCUAUUACGGUUUCACUCCAUAAUACCUUUUUGGUUGCUUUGCCUCGGCAAUAAAUGAUUAUCAGCUGCUCAGAUAUUGCUCUUUUUUUCUGAGGAUUGUAAUAUUGUUUUCUUUGAAUACAAACUGAAUUGAAUCAAAGUUGAGCUUCCAGACCCGUUAAAGCCUUGCACUUCGGCCUGCCUCGGAAAUAGAAUGUUGUAUUUUAGCCUGUUGAAUUUUACGGUCUUGGAAUAAAAAGAAAAUAUAUUGUUGGGAAUGUGAAGCUAAUAAAAGUGAUAUUUUUCUAUGAAA